Molecule: messenger RNA, 2627 nt
Organism: Lycium ferocissimum
Lineage: Eukaryota; Viridiplantae; Streptophyta; Magnoliopsida; Solanales; Solanaceae
Product: pentatricopeptide repeat-containing protein At3g48250, chloroplastic
Exons: 2
Coding region: 111-2015 (634 amino acids)
Biological process (GO): RNA splicing
Molecular function (GO): protein binding
Source: RefSeq, a predicted model, not a curated record
AAGGACCAUUUUCUCAUUUUCUCCCAAAAUAUGUAACAAAAUUUCUGUCCCACCCCUUUCAAGGGUUUUUCAAGGGUUUUGCAUCUACCUUGUAUCUGCUUGAAGAGACCAUGGCAGCCAUGAAUUAUGGUAAGAGAAUCCUCAGUUCACUUCGAUUAAGAAAUUCCCUGUUUUUUCCUCAGUUUUCACGAACUUCCUUGCCCAACCAUCAGGUUAGUAAGUACUUUUACCUUUCUACUUUUCUUGGUACCCGUCAAAAUGUGUUCUUUUCAUCAAAACCUGAAUCUUUUGUAGACAUUAUAUUAUCCAAAGAAUGGUCUAAACAGUUAGAAAGAGAUUUAGGGAAACUUGAUUUUCCAAUGACCCAUGAAGCUGCUAUGUAUUUAUUGAAGAAACUUGAUAAAGACCCGAAAAAGGCUGGGGAUUUCUUGAAAUGGAUUGUUAAGCAAAAGGGGUUUGAACCUAGUUCUUCUAUGUAUAGUUUGAUGCUUAGAAUUUAUGCAAACAGGGAUUCAAUGAAGGAUUUUUGGACUACUAUUAAGGAAAUGAAAGAUAAUCAGUUUUAUAUUGAUGAGGAAACGUAUAAAUCGAUUUAUUCUGUUUUUCGGAAUUUGAAAAUGGAAACUGAUGCUACUGCUUUGAAGCAUUUUUAUGGGAGGAUGAUUAAAGAGAAUGCUAUGGGUGAUUUGGCGAAAGAUGUGUCUGAAUUGAUUAGGAAACAAGAAUGGGGAAUUCAGGUGGAGAGAGAAUUAGGGGAGAUGAAACUCUCGUUGUCGGAUAAUUUUGUGCUUAGGGUGUUGAAGGAACUUAGAGAAAUAGGAUAUCCGUUAAAAGCUUUCAGCUUUUUCAAAUGGGUUGCUAGGGAUUUAAGUUUUCAGCAGAAUACGGUUACUUAUAAUGGGAUUCUGAGGGUUCUUUGCCGGGAAGAGUCGAUUGAAGAGUUUUGGAGUGUGGUAAAAGAGAUGAAGAGCCAGGGUUUUGAAAUAGAUCUUGAUACAUAUAUAAAGGUCUCAAGGCAUUUUCAGAAGAUUAAGAUGUUGAAAGAUGCAGUAGAACUAUAUGAGCUGAUGAUGGAUGGUCAGUUUAAACCAUCACUUGGUGAGUGCAAUAAUCUUUUAAGAUCCAUUGCACAGUCACAUCCCUCGAAUCUUGAUCUGCUAUUUAGAGUUGUGGAAAAAUUUGAGGCAGCAGGGAAUUCACGCUCAAAGAUUAUUUAUGAUGUCAUUCAUAGGUGUUUGACUAACUUGGGGCGAUUUGAGGAAGCAGAGAAGAUAACAGAAGCUAUGAGAGAUGCCGGAUUUGAACCUGACAAUAUCACAUACAGCCAAUUAAUCUAUGGACUCUGCAAAGUGAGGAGGCUGGAGGAGGCCUCGAAGGUGAUAGAUGUGAUGGAAGAAUGUGGAUGCAUUCCAGAUAUCAAGACUUGGACUGUUCUGAUACAAGGCCAUUGUUUUGCUGGUGAAGUUGAUAAGGCGCUGCUUUGUUUUGCUAACAUGAUGGAGAGAAAUGUUGAUACAGAUGCUGAUCUGUUGGAUGUGCUACUUAAUGGUUUUCUAAGUCAAAGAAGAGUUUUUGGUGCAUAUCAGUUAUUGACCGAGUUGGUAAAUAAGUUUCAAAUGCGCCCAUGGCAAGCAACGUACAAACUUAUCAUUCAAAAGCUCUUAGGGGAAAGGAAACUUGAAGAAGCGCUAGAUCUCCUCCGUCGGAUGAAGAAACACAAUUAUCCACCUUUUCCAGAACCCUUUCAUCAAUAUAUUUCAAAGUCAGGAACAGUAGAAGAUGCAGUGGAGUUUUUGAAGGCGUUGAGCGUCAAGGACUAUCCAUCUGUUUCAGCCUACCAACAUGUUUUCCAGUCCUUCUUUGCUGAAGGUAGACAUUCUGAGGCAAAAGAUCUGCUUUACAAGUGCCCACAUCAUAUUCGCCAACACCCAGCAAUUUGUGGCCUUUUUGGUUCUUCAAAUUCUAACACUGGAAGAGUGAAAAGGUUCCCCCGGCAGAGCUUGAGUUCUGCUUAGGCACAAGGUUAGCAUCUGAUAAGAGCUCCCGAUGCUAACCUUUGCCAGGAUCUUCAACUUGAAAAGACAAACAAGUUAAUCAGAUAGCUCCGUAUGUCACUCUCUUGGCUGGUUCAUUCAAUGUAUGCAAAAAUCUUGUCAGGUUCACAUCUUCCUGAAAGAUCUUCCACUCAGAAUCUGAAAAAGGAUUUGACUGCAGAAGUGCCUUGGUUUCUUUCUGCUUCUGCUGCCAGCCUCAUAAUAGAAGAAACUGAUGGAAUUUCUGAAACUAGCAAUCAUUAAUAUUCUGUUGGUUCGAUGGGAACUAAAAACUGCCUGGCUACAAAUUUUUCUUCUUCUGCAUUUUCAGACUCUGAAUAGUUGAUUUUAGAGAGUAAUCUAAGAAGCUACUUCAGUUUGAGAGGUCAGCAGCAACAUGGAGCUAAGAAGUUCAGCUUUGGCCAUUAUAUCAUUUUCUUGUGUUAUGCACACUCAGACACAUACAACUUUAAUACGUGGUUGUAUGUUAUCUGGUUGAAAAUUUAGUUGACAUUAAUUUUCACUUUGUUUACCAUUUAUCACUCUGAAAAAUUCUAAAUUUUACGCAAAGAACAGAGUCCAUUUGUUGUAUUA